Fukomys damarensis (Damara mole-rat) is the source of this 4967-nucleotide messenger RNA. It is a transcript of the gene Fam110a, whose product is annotated as family with sequence similarity 110 member A. The transcript is spliced from 2 exons. The record is from RefSeq and is a predicted model, not a curated record. Lineage: Eukaryota; Metazoa; Chordata; Mammalia; Rodentia; Bathyergidae. Bases 3229 to 4407 code for a protein of 392 amino acids.
AUUACAGAGACCCCACAUGCCUGGCUGUUAUUUCUAUCUCACACAGGGUUUAAAAGCUGCAAGAGAGGUUGAAAAGCUUGCCCAGAGGUAAAAUUUGAAUCCAAGAAAUCUGGCUCCAUAUUUGCACUGGUGUGUUUGUGUGUGUGUGUGUGUGUGUGUGUGUGCAUAUAAAAUAAAUUAAAUUGGUCAUCUUUACCACUUGUGAGUGGAACUUAAGUGGUGUGAGUAUAUUAACAUUGCUUUGCCCUGAUCAUCCUCUCUAUCUCAUGAGCUUUUUCAUCUUUCCAAACUGCAACUCCAUCCCCAACAGAGUAAUUUCCCAUUUCCACCCCCACCAAGCCCCAGGCAACCACCAUUCUACUGUCUGUGUCUGUGAUUUUGACCAUUCUAGGGCACUCUAGGGCAUUCUAUGAUGGAACCUAGAUACCUCCAUAAACAGAAGCAUACAGUAUUUGCCUCGUGUCUCACUUAUUUCGUUCAGUAUAAUGUGUUUAGGCUUAACUGUGUCAUAGCAUGUGACAGAAUUUCCUUCCUUUUAAAGACUGAAUGCUAGUCUAUUUUGCAUGCAUCCACACCACCUUUUGUUUGCCUUGCAUUCACUGAUGGACACUUGGAUUGCUCUCGCCUUUUAGUUGUUGUGACUAACGCUGUGCUGUGAGUUGAGAGGGAGGCAUUGUUAUGGGUCCUGUUUUACAGCUGGGAAACUGAGGCAUGGAGGAGUUGUGUAUUCCUGUGGAGCUGAGAUUUGAGCCCCAGCAGGCUGGUUCUGGAGCCCAUGCUGCACCCAGCAAAGGAGGCUGGGGUUGCAGUAGGAAGGGCAUGGAAGCAGAGUGUCACAUAUGGUGUCUUUGUACGAAGGAGAAGGUGUGGCUAGAAGUGACCAGAGCCCAGCUGAAAAAAGUGGGACAGAUCCAGGAAGACCAGCAGCAAAGUGGGGUUGGUGCCCAGGGACCCUGGUCUUCUUCCCCUUUUCCCAAAGAUGAUUAUUACUUACAAAGGGAAGAUGAUAACUAAUUGGGCAGAGGGGAAGGUGUCAGGUGCUCCCUUCUCUAAUGAAUCGGCUGAUCACUGAGAUCAGGCCAGACUGUUGUGCACUGUUGCUGGUCAGCUUCGCUAAGGCCACAGUAGCACUUGUGUGUUGCUUGCACACAUAUGUUUAAUCUCCUUUCCCCUCUCUGCUUUAAAAUUGAAAUUUUAAAUUGUAUGGUUGACAUGCAGACAAGCGGUAUGUAUUAAUGUAUACAUCCUGAUGGGUGACUUAGUGCCAGUCCAGCCACUUUGUCACUGUCAUUUCUUCUUGGCACUUGUUCCUGGAGGGAGAGUAUACAGAGGGGUGUGGUGGAGGCCAGUGGGAAGACAGGAAACCAGUGAUAGACUGGCAAAUCUCUAAAAUGGCCCGAUGCAGCUAACACUUGGAAGGGAUCAAAAGGGGUGAGAGGGUGAGUAGCCAGGGAGACCUCUCUGAGGAGAUUUGAAGGAAAAAUCUGAAGGCCUUGAGGGAAGAGGUCAGGGAGAGAGCAGCUGGUGCAAAGACCCUGGGCAGGACAGCUCUUGGCCUAUUCAGAGCCAGCAAGAGAGCUCUGUGGCUGGACCAGUAAAGAGGUGGGAGAGGUGGGCAAGGACUUGGUCUUGGAGGAUCUGAGGGUCACAUGAGGAGGCUGGAUUUUAUUCUAAGGGAGCCAUAGGAAGGCUAAACAUAGCUAUGAUGGGAUCUAGUUGGGAAAAUAUUGCCACUACUCUCCCCAUUUUACAGCUAAAGAAACUGAGGCCCCAAACCAUAGCCUGUGAGUACCUCUGAAGGUUGUUCCUCCUUUGGGGUCCCAAAAAAGGAGGCUGUAAAUUCUUUAGGAGUUCCAUUGGGGACAUAAUUGGUGAGUGACCAAAGCCUAACAACGCUGGAGACCCUCUUUUACCUUCUCCCCUCAGACCCAAGCCUAGGUUCAAAUUCUGGUUCUGCCUAUUUACUUAGCUGGGUGACUUCAGGCUGGUGGUCUUACUUCUGUGUGUCUCAAUUUUUUCAUCUGCAAAAUGGAAAUAACAGCACUACAUACCUCAUAGAGUAGCUGUGAGAAUGAAAUGAAUUAACAUAUAGAAAGAGCUUAGAACAGUGCCUAGUCCAGAGUAUUCAAAUGAGAUGAGUUCUUUUUUAUUAUGCAAUGGUGCUUUGCAGUUACUACUAUUAGUGCCUGAAGGAGGGCCAGGUGGGGAGCCUAGAGCUCAUGGUGGGGGACAAUGGUCUUGUCCAUCCCUUCCUAAAAUUGAGGAGUAGGGGGGGCUCAGUGCUUGGAGAAGAAGGAAAGCUUUCCAAGUCACUUCCUGCCCCUUCUGCCUCCACCCCAGGCCUGGCCCAACCCCCGCCAAACAAAGAAAUGAAAUAAGAAGAUUCUCUUUGGCUGCCCAGGUCUGAGGCUGAUGGACAUCUCCUUCCCUGGACCUCAGUCUCUCAGGGAAAAAUGGCUCACCUGAGUGGCAGAGGCCUUGGGGUGGCAGAGGGGAGAGUCAUUGCCCUGGCAAGGUUCCUUCCUGUAGGGCUGCACUCUCCUCUGGAAAUGGGUUAUAGUGGGAUCCAGGGGAUUGGAGGUUUAAAUGAGCCCAGUGCUCAGUGCCCAGCACUCAGAAUUGUAGUUUUAAUGAUUGCGCCCACCCCUGCUGGCAUUUACAAUUUGUACGAAGUAUGGACACCCUCAGUCCCCCAAGGUCACACUGGCCUGUCCCUGAAGAUGGAGGCACCCCUCAAUCAUAGAGCAGAGGGCCAGCAACCUAUCUAGGGACUCGUAGAUAGAAAAGGGUAGCAUUAAGACUUGGUCUGGACUUAAGGAAGAAGAAGGGGAAGGGGAAAGAGAAGGAGAAGAAGAAAAAAAAAAGACUUGGUCUGGAGGGAAAGUGGCCAGAUUAGACCCCCAUGUGACUAUGGGCAAGUGACAGCCUGUCCCUGCCUGGUUUGCAUUAGUCAAGCUAGGAUGACAAUAGAGCUUACCUCACAGGGGCUUGGGGGAAGAUUAACAUGGGUUAAGUAAUACCAGGAAGGACACUUUCCUGUGCCAAGCCCAGCGAGCAUUCACUGCUGGUCCUGAGAUUGUGUGCGUGCUCAGUGUUCCGGUCUCUAAAUGGAUGCAUGACUUCGAGCUCCAGUGAGCUGUGGGCUGUGGGAUCAGACUGGCUCCUGAAUGAGAGUCCCCCAGUAAGCUGGAGUGGUUUUGACCUGGUUCUGGCACUGGCCAACUGUCAAUGAACAGGGGAUCCAGGAUCCCGAUCAGCUCUGGCCCCUCCCUGGCUUUCCUUCCCCCUUUUCGGGUAAUACAGUACCUGGGCGGCGAUUCACCUGCCCGCUGCCGCCACCGGAAGUUGCGCAAAGACGGGUUACCCGAGCCACAGGUGGGCAGGCCGGAGGAGCAUAGGGCAGCUCAGCGGACGUUGCAGCCAGCCGGUGCCGCGUCCAGCUGCCGUCUCUUUCUGGAUGCCUAUCUCCUUAUGUCUAUGGUCUCUUCAAGACUCACGCCCUUGAGGAACGUGACAGCCAUGCCGGUGGACACGUUGACACCAGGAGCCCCAGCCACGCCUGUUCUUCCUUUCCGCCUGCGGACCAAAGUUCCUGGCUACUUACUACGGAGGCCAGUGGAUGGUGGAGCCCGGAAACUCAGUGCUGUGGAGCGCCUGGAAGCGGACAAGGCCAAGUAUGUCAAGAGUCUGCAUGUGGCCAGCACCCGCCAGGAGCCUGUACAGCCUCUGCUGUCUAAACAGCCACUCUUUAGCCCAGGGACUCGCCGAACAGUGCUCACACCCAGCCGUCGAGCUCUGCCUGGUCCUGGCUGCCGGCCCCACUUAGACCUGGACAUCCUUAGCAGCCUCAUCAACCUGUGCGAUAGCCCGGUGUCCACUGCUGAGGCCAGUCGAACCCCUGGACUAGCAGAGGGAACCCCCCAGCGCCUCCCAGCCACCCCUCCACGCCCACUGCCCAGUACAGCUGCUGUCCGCCGAGUGGACGUUCGCCCUCCACAUGUGUCACCCGCUGGGCCCUGCCCAUCACCAGGCACAACUGUAGCCUCCAGCCCAGUGCGGCCACCGGGUCUGCAGCGCUCUAAGUCGGACCUGAGCGAGCGCUUCUCCCGGGCAGCAGCUGACCUUGAGCGCUUUUUUAACUUCUGCGGCCUGGACCCAGAGGAGGCACGGGGGUUGGGGGUGGCCCACCUGGCUCGGGCCAGCUCAGACAUCGUGUCCCUGGCGGGGCCCAGUGCUGAGCCAGGCAGCUCUGAGGGGGGCUACUCUGCCCGAAGCUCGGCUGCAGUGGAGGAGCGCGCCCGGGAGCGGGCCCCCUAUGGUGUGUCUGCGGUGGAGCGUAAUGCCCGUGUGAUCAAGUGGCUGUAUGGCUUACGGCAGGCACGGGAGACCCCUGCGGCUGACGGCUAGGUCUCUCUUCCAUGUGGAAUUCACCACAGGACAGGUCUUGGAGAGGCAGCUGCCUCCUGACUGCUCCUGCAGCAUUCAUUCCAUGUCUGGAUAGACCAGAGAUGGUCCCUGGGUGAACUUGGUAUAGAGCCAAAGGCUGAGGCCUGGACCAAGGACUGGGGAGGGCUGUUCCUGACCUUCGAGCCCUCUGCCCCACAUACAAGGUUUCUGACAUGAGUCAAGAGCCUGCUUGACUCUUCUGGUGAGGCUGGAUUUGAGAUGUUUUAACUCUCACCACUGAGAGUGAGGGGCUUGGGGACCUGCCGAGCCUGUAUACCCAGUGGCUCCAUUUCCUCCUUCCUUCCUGGCCUCAGUCCUUUGCUGACUUCCUCUUCCUUACUCGGUUGGCCCCAGCUUCCUGGGAACUCAUCCUGGGGUGAGGGCAGGGGGAGGGGGCCUGUCUACUGCUCUUCCUGACCUUUGGCAGCUGGCUUAGGUGGGUAGAAGACAGGAGGGACUGACUAGGAGUGUGCACUCCUCUGCCCUUCUUCCCUUGGUUAAUAAAUGCAAAUGCUUCUUUC